This is a messenger RNA of Exophiala spinifera, 1026 nucleotides long. RefSeq lists its product as uncharacterized. The transcript is spliced from 2 exons. Gene Ontology annotation, biological process: secondary metabolic process. The record is from RefSeq and is a predicted model, not a curated record. The coding region runs from base 1 to 1026 and encodes 341 amino acids. NCBI's taxonomy places the organism in Eukaryota, Fungi, Ascomycota, Eurotiomycetes, Chaetothyriales, Herpotrichiellaceae.
AUGGUUAACUACAAGACUGUCCAGGAAUCAAAUCAUAGGAUAGCGACGACAUUUCCGCCGGGGUUGGUUGCCGUAUUUGUGGGUGCCACCAAUGGCAUUGGGAUGUACACCCUGAGACAGUUCGCCCAAUACGCUCGGAAGCCAAGGGUAUACUUUAUAGGCAGGUCGCAAGAGGCCGGUAAUCGUAUCGCAAACGAAUGUCAGGCUGUCAACCCCGAAGGAUCCUUCACUUUCAUCCAAGCCGACACGAGCCUUCUUGCGAACGUUGAUGAGAUUUGCCAACGCAUCCAGUCGACCGAAAAGGUCAUCAACCUCCUCUUCCUCACACAAGGCACUUUGGAUUUCAAGAAAGAAACCCCGGAAAGGCUCCCUCUAACUAUGGCGCUUGUGCAUUAUGCCAGAAUUCGGUUUAUACACAAUUUACUACCACAGCUUCAAGCAGCGCAUUCAUUAAAGCGAGUUGUGAGUGUCCUCGCUGCGACAAAGGAAGGAGAGGUAGAUGUUGAAGACAUUGACGCCCGUCACGUUCCUCUCCACAAAAAGCAAGGCCACACUGCCACACUUGCCACCAUCUCCAUGAGCGUCCUCGCGGAGAGAGCACCGGAUGUGUCCUUCGUCCAUGACUAUCCAGGUUUCGUGAAAUCAGGUAUUGGCCGUGAUAUACCUGGUGUCGUCGGCUAUGCAGCGAGGGGGUUCUUCGCAAUGUUCGCACCUCUUUUGGCCACCCCGGCAGAAGAAAGCGGCGCGUAUCAUUUGUUCUUCGCGACAAGCGCGAGAUACUCUUCCAAAUCUGCGAGCGAGUCGACCGGCGGAGUGUCUCUGGCAUCUGGCGUGCACGUGGCAACAUCCGUCGAUGGGGUUGUUGGUGGCGGGAUCUACUCGAUCGACGAGAAUGGUGAGAGCGCUAGCAUUGCUGUCCAGAAAUUGCUGGCGAAACUGAAGAAGGAAGGCGUCGCUGAGAAAAUAUGGACACGAACUGAGGAGGGGUGGAAGCGGGUACUUGGCGAAGGAGGACCUUCGACGUGA